This is a messenger RNA of Cuscuta epithymum, 663 nucleotides long. Lineage: Eukaryota; Viridiplantae; Streptophyta; Magnoliopsida; Solanales; Convolvulaceae. The record is from the annotation of a GenBank genome assembly.
GCCUCCUGGUAUGUAGCUGAUAAAUGUAAUGGACUUUCAGUUUCUUUUCCCCCACUAAUUCUCUGGUCAAAGCUUCUCUCUACCUUUCUUCUUCUUCUUUCUCUAUCACCAAGUACAAAAGACCCAUCAAGCUUCCAUGGCCGACGAGUCCACCUCAUCCUCACAUCUAUGUAUCACUGUCCUGAAAAACCCAUCGGAGGCCCAUCUCUCCGAGCUGGGAAUCAAAUCUUGGCCCAAAUGGGGUUGUUCACCAGGAAAGUACCAACUGAAGUUUGAAGCCGAGGAGACGUGUUAUCUGUUAAGGGGAAAAGUUAAGGUUUACCCAAAGAACGCAACUUCGCCGGAGACAGUGGAGUUCGGCGCCGGCGACUUGGUCACUAUACCGAAGGGACUCAGCUGUACUUGGGACGUGUCCGUCGCCGUCGAUAAACACUAUAAGUUCGACUCCUCGUAACGAUCUAGCUAGCUAGUCAAAAUCACAAUUUUCUAAUUCUUGUAGUUUAUUUUAUUUCCUUAAUUUUCUAUUGUUACCAUAAUUAGUAGAAAUGUCAUGUUUGAUUUCCUUAAAAACUAGCAGCAGUUUUGCCAUUUAUGUUAGUGUGGUUGGAAAGUCAUUUAAGACUGUCCUUUAAUAUAAUAAUGAUAGUUUGAAAAGGUGUUGUA